AGGUUCAAGCAUAAUCAACUGAGGGGUUAUUUGUAUGCUGGGAGAACAUGUCUGUGAAGGUGCAGCGCUUUGACAGCGAUACUAUCCUGGUAUAACACAGCAGUGUGCCUAUCCCACCCACAAGACGUAAUACAUCACAAGCUGCCUGAUCAUAUGAUGUUGCAUUAGAGACGCUGGAGGGGAUCUGUGGAUUUCACAUUUAUGGGAUCUUAUAGAAUGAUCACUCUUCAUGCAGCAGAGCAGGACAUUUUGUAGCAAGACAACAUUUACAGCUACAGCAUCUUUCACCAAAAAACCACAAACGCCUCAACAACGGAACUGACUGAGAUACAUGCUAAUGGAGGAGGAAAACGAGUGCUCCUCUCUACCGGAUGUCACAGAUUCAGUUCUUCAGCAGCCUCAACAAGAUUCAUGGACUUCCAUCGGCCACCAGUGCAUGAAUGGAGGGGAGGAGACCAUUGUGUGGGGCGACACAGAGGUGCAGAUAAACCAGGCACAUGGGACGGAUCAACUCAGUCUCUCCCUAGAGGCAGGACGAGAGUCUCCUGAGGAGGUAGAACAGUAUGAGCAGAUAAUAUGGCCGGUGCACCCCAUGACCUGCAGCAGUGCUUCACUUUCCUUCGCCACCGUGCAGUGGGACAUGCCCGAUCCCUCUGCAGAGACACCUUCACUCAUGACUGACAGCAGCUCGGCCAAUGAGCCGAGCUCAGGCGUUGUGACGAGUCUAGACUCCACUUCCUCGUCGCUUCACCAACCUCAAGGCGUCAAUGCUGAAUUUUUCAUACGGCAGGAAGAAGAUGAGUUGCUACGCAACUCAAAUCUUGAGUGGACAGGAAACGGCUCCGAGCCAUGUGAUGCUGCAGAUGUGCAAGAGCCGCCGACACAGGAAAGGGAAGAUCCAACACAUGAGCUGUUAGAAAGUAAUAACGACAUCCCACAGAGGGCAGACUUAGAAGAAGAGGACGGACACUCAGUAACCUCAUAUCCUGUUGAGACGGUGGACUUAAUCAACAUUCUUGAAGGGAUUGAUGUCUCAGAAGAUGAAGGGGACAGUUUUGUAGAUUUAAAACUAGAAGGGGAACAGGAGGAGCCCGGCGUUCUGCUGACUGGACAGGGAGACUCAGAGGAAGAGCAAACUUCAGCGGACGUUGUUGAGGACGAGGAAGAGGGCGAGGUAGAAGAGGAGGAGCAGAUAAACGUGUCCUGUACUGAAGAAAGUGAAGUGGCAAAAGUUGUCAGUUGUCUGAGUGAUGUGGAGUUUCCUACAGAGCCACUUCAAACUGAUGAUACUGGACCAGCCAUAAACCCAGAUAGACUGAUUGAUCUGCAGCAGUCAGAGCUUUUGGAGGAAAGGCAACACUCAGAGACUGAAGAGGACAUAGAGAUACCAGAACGGCUACAUGAAGAUCCCACUGGUCAGACUGCAGAGCCAGAAAUGUGCGAAGAUGUAGAUCAGAACGUGGACCCUGAACAGUCAGAGGCUGCGGACGACAUCGAAGAACUAGCGUCAGAUAAUGCAGAGAGGAUAGAAAACUCACCAGAGAAAAUAGAGCUGACUGAAGAACCGGAGGAGACGAGUUGUUUAGAGGAACAAGAUUGUGACCACACGUCGCAGCACGUAGAUCUUUCACCACAGCCUGAACAAGCUGAGUCCGAGCAGCUUGAGGUGACCGAAGAGUUAAAGGAGAUCCAGGCAGAGCUGACACCAGACUCUGACCAGUUAGGACAGUCGCAGCAUCUGGAACAGCCGCCAGAGAUGGAACUGACGGAGAAGUCAACCCAACAUAAAACUCCAGACCUGCCAGAGGACUCUACUCAGUCAGAGCAGACAGUUUCUGUCCGAGUGGCAGAGCGGCAAGAACAGACGGAGCCGUCAGAGCAGAAUGAGCAGAAUGAGCAGACGCUGCAAACGGACGACUUGUCUCGUCCAACGCUCUCUGGGCAGCUCGUGCAGCCAGAGACAGAUGAGUCAGAAAUAACGGAGCAUCUGUCUCCUGAUCCCGAGGUCACACAGCAGACGGCAGAGGCCGAGGCCGAGUCCAACCAGGUGGACAAACAGGCUGAGACGUUACAUCAGGGUGAAGAAGUAGGAGGUGCUAAGGAGGGCUCCGUGCAAACAGUCGUUGCAAAUGAAGAGCGUCCCAGAUCCCCUGAGACAGGAGCGCCUCAUAUGAAUGGAGACGCGGUGAACAGAGAGAUGGCCCGCCGCCUCGCCGAGCGGCUGUUUAAGUUGGAUGGGAUCCAACGUGUCGAUGUGGUGAAGCACUUAGACAAAGAUAAUGACUUCAGUCGAGCUGUCGGUGAGGAAUACCUGAAACUAUUUGACUUCACCAAGCAAACUCUCGAUCAUGCCCUGAGGUCUUUUCUGAAAGUGGUGGUGCUGAUAGGAGAGACCCAGGAGAGAGAGCGUGUGCUGCAGCAUUUUGCCUGCCGCUUCCAUCAGUGCAACCCCGACUCCUUUACCUCUUCAGAGUCUGUGUUGGCCCUCACAUGUGCUCUGAUGCUUCUCAACACUGACUUGCAUGGACAGAAUGUAGGGAAAUCAAUGUCCUCGGCUAAGUUUGUGUCCAACCUCGAUGGGAUGAAUGAAAAAGAAAACUUCAGCAAGGAUCUCUUGAAGAGUCUUUACAAUUCCAUAAAGAGUGAGCCGCUGCAGUGGGCUAUUGACGAGGAGGAGUUGAAGAGCUCCGUGUUGGUGGACGAGGACGCAGCAGAAGAUGCUCCGCUGCGUUCAAAGGCGAACCCCUUCCAGGACAUUCCUCAUGACAAAACGGCAUCUGUGGUCAAACAGGGAUUCCUCCAGAGAAAGCUGCACGCUGACAUUGACGGCAAACGCACUCCGUGGGGAAAGAGAGGCUGGAAGACCUUCUAUGGAGUGGUGAGGGGAAUGGUCCUUUACUUACAGAAGGAUGAUUAUAGGAGGGAUCAGCCGAUCGACGAGGAGGUGGUGAGUUUGCACCACUCUCUGUCCGAGCAGGCGUCCGACUACACCAAGAAGCCUCACGUCUUCCGUUUGCAGACGGCCGACUGGAGGGUUUUACUCUUUCAGGCCUCGUCCAAAGUGGAGAUGUAUUCGUGGAUCAGCCGCAUCAACCUCGUCUCAGCUCUUCACUCCUCUCCUCCGUUUCCCGCCGCCGUCGGCUCUCAGAGGAGAUUCUUCCGACCCAUCCUCCCCUCAUCCCAGUCUGCUCACACUCUGGAACGUCAGUUGCAAUCUUAUGCAGGAACACUGGAGUCCUUCAGAGAGGACCUGUCGUACCUGCAGCAAAACCUACCAGAGGGCAAAAGAGCCAAAGCCAAGGAGCUGGAGGAGCAUCGCAUCAGAGCGGAGUACCUGCAGCACGAGAUGUCUCGCUACGAGAUCUACAUCCAGGGGCUGGAGGCAUGGAAGAGCGUGAAGGAGACAGGAGGCAGCAUGAUGAGCGUUGCAGACCUGAAACGGUUCGAUAAUGCAGUGUGCGUAGACUGUGUGGGCGAGGAAGAUGAGGUGGAAGGCGGGCUGAAAAAGUCCUACUCCAGCCCCUCUCUGGAACUGGAGCUGGUACCUCCAACAGUGAUCAAAGUCAGACGCAACAUCUCAGAAAGACGGACUUAUCGCAGGACCAUCAUUCCUCGGUGGAAUAAAGAGGUCUGAGCUGUGUUUUAUGAGCUGCUGCAGUGAGCUGACAAGAAGUUUAGAUAAUAGAUGCACAGAGCAGAGAAGGAAAAAAUAAAGCACUGGAGUCACAUAUAUCUGAGGCCUCAGCAAGUUAGUGUUUUGUUUUUCUGCCUUUUUUAUCUUGUGCACUUUUACAAAAAUAAACCUCAGGGAAUCCCAAACCCUCAAUCUCUCUCAGGAAAGAAAGCGGGAACCUGAUUCAUUUUCCAAGUGACUCAAAAUGUCUGGAGCUAAUUUAUUUAGUUUAGUUGUGUUAACUUUGGUCUGUAGUAGUACUCAAGAAGGUACAAAUAUGCUUUCAUGUGUUUGUUUUACUUCUGGCAAAAAUGUCCCUUUAAGAUGUAGACCACUAGAGGGUGCUGUAGUAUAGCACAUCUGUGAGUAAAAUGAAGGAAACAGGAUGUGAUGUUUUUUUGUUUUUUUAAAGCCGAAUUGCACUUUUAUUGUUUUCGAUAUUGUGUAUUAUAUGUUGAUGACAUCGUUAAAUGUAGUUUUCCAAAUGAAGGGUUUGUUUCCAAAAUGUCAUGUAUUAUUUUCUCUUUGGGGAAAAAAUAAAAUGUUACUUCUGUUCAUCA
Messenger RNA from Anoplopoma fimbria (sablefish), 4233 nucleotides. RefSeq names its product PH and SEC7 domain-containing protein 3. Gene Ontology annotation, molecular function: protein binding; phospholipid binding; guanyl-nucleotide exchange factor activity. The transcript is spliced from 16 exons. NCBI's taxonomy places the organism in Eukaryota, Metazoa, Chordata, Actinopteri, Perciformes, Anoplopomatidae. Gene Ontology annotation, biological process: regulation of ARF protein signal transduction. Bases 332 to 3634 code for a protein of 1100 amino acids. The record is from RefSeq and is a predicted model, not a curated record.